This is a messenger RNA of Chenopodium quinoa (quinoa), 1308 nucleotides long. Its product is annotated as zinc finger MYM-type protein 1-like. The transcript has 2 exons. The coding region runs from base 1 to 1308 and encodes 435 amino acids. Lineage: Eukaryota; Viridiplantae; Streptophyta; Magnoliopsida; Caryophyllales; Amaranthaceae. The record is from RefSeq and is a predicted model, not a curated record.
AUGUCAAAUGAUUCACCUAAUUCAAACAAAUCCAAGGCUACUAGAAAACAACCCGAUCUUCGACAAUUCUUGUCUAAAAGAAAGAAACUCCAUGAAAAUGAGUCCAAUAACUCCCCUUCAUUAAGCCCCCCUCAAAGUCAAGAAGAUGAUAUGGAAAUGGGUGGUUCAAGUACUUGUAAUGUACCAUUGGAGGAAAAUUUGGUAUACGAUGUUGAACUUCUUCCUCAUGAUCCGGGAAAAAGAAUAAACAUAAUGGAUUACCCCGCAAAUGAACGAAAUGCAGUUAGGAGGGGUUAUAUUCUUAAAAAACCUUGCCAACCAAAAACUCAUGACUUUCCUCAAAGACAAGUGUCUGGUUUACGUCGCUUUAGUGUUCAUUGGUUCAAGAAAUGGGAUUGGCUUGAGUAUAGUAUUGAAAAAGAUGCUGCAUUUUGUUUUGUAUGUUACUUGUUCAAGAAUGAAGUUGAUAGUUAUUCGGGGGGUGAUGCAUUUGUUGAUGGAGGGUUUAGGGCAUGGAAUAAACCGGAAAGAUUUGAGAAGCAUGUUGGUGGAAUUAACAGUGCUCAUAAUCUUGCUUAUGAGAAAUAUGUGAAUUUAAGAGAUGGAAAAAAAAAAAUCAAUCUUGAAUGUUUGGCAUUUCGUGGACAUGAUGAAAGCGGGGAGUCAUAUAAUAGGGGUAAUUUCCUUGAGCUUUUGAAAUGGUUAGGAGAAAAGGUUGAGGAAGUAAGACAACAUACUCUUGAAAAUGCACCUAAAAAUUGUCAAAUGAUUUCCCCUUCUAUUCAAAAGGACAUUAUUAAUUGUUGUGCCAAAGAAACAACUAGGUGCAUAAUAGAAGAAGUUGGUGAUGAUUACUUUGCCAUAUUAGCCGAUGAGUCAAGUGAUGUGUCCCAAAAAGAACAACUAGCUCUUGUUUUGCGCUUUGUUAAUAGAGAUAGUGGAAAGGUAAUGGAGCGAUUUUUAGGCAUUGUUCAUGUUGGUAAUACUACCGCUUUAACUCUUAAAGAUGCAAUCAUGUCUUUACUUGUUGAACAUUCAUUGAGUCCAUCUAUGAUAAGGGGGCAAGGGUACGAUGGAGCUAGCAACAUGAAAGGUGAAAUAAAUGGUCUUAAGACUUUGAUUAUGAAUGAUACUCCAAGUGCCUACUACGUACAUUGUUUUGCUCAUCAACUUCAACUAACACUAGUUGCCGUUGCUAAAAAGAAUGAUAGUUGUGGUUGGCUUUUUGAGAUACUUGCAAACUUAUUGAAUGUGGUUGGAGUUUCUUGCAAGAGAAGAGAAAUGAUUCGACAAGAUCAAGCUCAAUAA